This is a messenger RNA of Mizuhopecten yessoensis (Yesso scallop), 6097 nucleotides long. RefSeq lists its product as uncharacterized. The coding region runs from base 197 to 5152 and encodes 1651 amino acids. The record is from RefSeq and is a predicted model, not a curated record. NCBI's taxonomy places the organism in Eukaryota, Metazoa, Mollusca, Bivalvia, Pectinida, Pectinidae. The transcript has 20 exons. Gene Ontology annotation, molecular function: protein binding. Gene Ontology annotation, cellular component: Cul4-RING E3 ubiquitin ligase complex.
UAACCGGAAGUACGGUUAGUUUACAUGGAGAUGUCACUCAACAAGAUCUCACGCACUUACUGUCCGUAAUGUGAUCAUAAUGGAUUCUUUUCAGCUGUGCCAACAGAUUGAAAGAUGGGCCGACUGAAACCUUUGGGAUGGACAUUGGUCAAGAUGGAGCCUAAGUGACCAGUGUUUUAAGAAAUAUUGUGUCACUAUGGUUCAGCUUGGGAGCCUCCUUGAUGACGAGGAGGGUGUCACACCUGUGGCACCUCCUCAGAAAUAUUCCCUCAGAAAGUCAAUAAAACCAUUCGUCUGCUCAACACCGGAUGACUUCACGGAAGAGCGUGAAUUUCUAAAUCAGAAAAUUUUUCCACAAAUAAAUGAGUUAUACAUGAUGCGUGGAUGCCGAUUUUCUCCAGUGGAUAUUCCGUGGGGAAUGCAGGAUGACCAAAUAGCCACUGGUCAUCUUUUGAGACUAAAUCUGGAAUAUAUUUGUAAGUGUUUGCCCUACUUUCUGUGCCUUUUGGGUGAGCGCUACGGGCCCUACAGGCCUGUUGACUCACCCUCACUGCCAAAAAAAGUCACCCAACUUCCUGAAUACGCAACUUCUCUCGACCGCAACUAUCUGGUGGCCGCCUCGGCUGGCUAUCAAUGGGUGCUUCAGGAACACCACCAAAACAACAGUCUCACAGAGCUUGAAAUCAUCCAUGCCACUUUCCUCAACGAUUGCGACUAUGCUCAUUUUUAUUUUCGUCAGCCGGAGCAUCUGGACAGAAAAUUCGGACAUUUGUCAGACGAUGCUCGACGAAAACUCAGCAAACCUUACCUCCCUGUCAAUGAGUAUGACGACCUUAAUAUCAGGGAUUUGAAACAGAGAAUCGUUAACAAAGGUCUUGCCGUGAAAUACUUUAAAAGCCUGGAAGAGUUAGGUGUCCAUGUUAUGAAGGAUUGGACCAAGGUUGUAGAUCUAGUUUUCCCACCGCUAGAAUACUCCAUAGCAACGCUUGACACAGAAGAUUAUCAGGAAUGGGUAAACAAUGCAAUGUUCGCUGACAGUCGCCGUCAGGUGUUUGUCAACUCCGUAGAAAUUAAGGCACUACAUGAGGAAAUGACAACAUUUGCCAAGGCUGCACUUGACGACCCUCCAGAGGAAGUCCAGGAACUAAUGGACCGUUUCAAGUCCUAUUCCAUUGUUUCAAAGCUAAAAAAGAAGAAGCCCCAGGCAGUGCAGUACCAGUCUAUGAUGUUGAUACACGGUGACCGAGGCAGUGGUAAGAGUACGGUCGUGGCUAACUGGUUACCAGGGUUCAUGGCAAGUCACCCCGAUCUCAAGGUCAUCAGCCAUUUUGUGGGUAGCAGCCAUCGUAGUACCAACAUCUCUGUGUUCCUGAAGCAGUGUAUCAAGGAACUACGGGAGGAAUACCUCAGACCAGACUCGGAGGUGGAUCAGCCUCGAAUCACUGAAGAAGACCAGCCCUGGAGUUUUGAGGAGGUGUCCCAGGCGUUUGUGUCUGCACUUUCUCUCGGCCCCUGUGUUAUUGUCCUUGAUGGCAUUGAUGAACUCGGUCUCACCCUCGGCCAGACCAACAGACAGAUUAAAGAGUUCAAAUGGCUGCCAUUCCCCCUACCUCCGCAAUGUCGAUUUAUCUGUACAACCUGUCGCUCAGAUUUGUCCUAUCACGCCAUGACGAGUCGCCGUGACAUUGUUUCACGUCCUGUUCCGCUACUUAAUACAGACAAACUGAGGACAAACUUCCUGGAAGAACAUAUGCAGCAUCAUUUCAUGUACCUCAAACCUGUUGACUUUGAAAACAUACAUUCCUUGAAAGCAUGCAACAAUCUGCUCUAUCUGAACAUUCUCUGUAACGAGAUGCAGACUUUUAAUGUACACGUACAUCUGACUCAGUACCUUGACGACGUUUACGACAAUUGUACUUCACUGAGAGAAUUGUGUGUUCAGUGUUUCCAACGCUGGACCAAGGACUACAGUUGGCAGAAAGAGAACUUGUACGGGGACUCAACAGAAAUGGAACCAGAGCUAGUUGUUCCAGAGAAAACGAAGGAAGAGUUUGAAGGCUGGGUUCCUGAUGUCCUCCGACUCUUCGCUGUUUCCAAAAUGGGUUUGACCGAGACCGAUUUAUUUGCUCUCCUCCAAAGAAUUGGCUACACAGGAAGUCGCAUUGUAAGGAAAUUUGACUGGCUGCAAUUCCGCACCUGUCUCGGAAAUCUCCUUUACGAAGGUCCGGAUGGGAGGCUCGUCUAUGCCCAUCAGCACUUCAAGGAAAUUGUGGAAUAUUUGUUGCUCCGUCGAGCAAAAAGGAAGAAAAGCAAACGGAUCCAACGAUUACAGUAUAAUAUUAAUUCGUUCAAGUCUGGCGGCUCUGAAGUGACCGCCCACGAUGCAGCCAACAGAGAAUGGAAGGGAGAGAAACAGAAAUUCCAUAACCACAUGACAAAGUACUUAAAACAACUACCGUUCUCUGAUGCCAUCCUUCUGGGGUUGCCAUACCAACUGGUGAUGGCUGGGGACUUCGAGGCGCUGGCCAAGGUCCUCACUGAUCCUGUAAUGAUAGAUGGUUUCCUGAAUGAAGAGAGACAAUGUCCAUCAAACAAACUUGACCUUGCCUAUUACUGGUCAGUUUUGGCUGGUCAAGGCAUCGACAUAGCGUCCACCUACACACAGCUACUGACUAGUCUGGGCAUACUGGACAACCAGUCAGAGGAUGGCAACGAUACUGUCUUAUUUAGUGAGAAUGGGGACGCUGUGUCCGUAUCUACACUGGGCGAGAAUGGAGAGGUGUUCAAACCACACGUCUUCACCAACGUACCUCGAAUCGUCACAUCAUCACCGCAUGAUCAGCGCACACUGUCAGUGAUAGAAGAGACGUCUAGUGUCACCGACAGUUUCAGGUAUGGAGAGGAUGGAGAGGAUGAACUGCCAAAAAUCACGAUAUCAGAGACACAGAACGGGAUAGACACGAUCUUCUUAACGGAGUCUAAAACAAGUAUUACUUCAGAUCAGGGGCCAAAGGAGAUUGUGCUGACCUCAUCAGUUUUCAAGCUUGCCUUCAUGAUAGCUGGCUUUCUCAAAGACACCGGUUAUCCCAAGGUCACCGACACCAUAUGUAGGGCAAUGAAUGGCAAACUGGACAAGAACUACCCCCUGUCCGAGGAUGACCAACUCCUACAUGCCCGGGUCCAGGAGAUGAUCGGUCAGUUCAGUAAGGAGGUGGAAAACGACAUGGAACAGACAGAAAAGUGGUUCCGACGUGCCCUCCGAACCAUCAUGGACAUUUCUGACCUGGAAAUUGAGGAAGGAACACCUAAAUACUUGGAGAUCACCAAUCUGAAAGGUCGGUUAUUAAAUCACCAUGGUUACCUGAGGCUACAGCAAGGCAGCCUGGAUAGUGCAGAAGACUUGCUGAAAGAAUCACUGGACUGUGUGACCAGCUGUGGUAACCUAGCAACCAGGGCAACCAUUCUCUACAACCUAGGCAGUCUUAGGGCCCAGCAAUAUGAGUUCCUAUUAGGAGAGAGUUCUUUGCGACAGUCUCUGCUUAUACGGGAACAGUGGUACGGACGUACGCAUCCUCUAGUGGCAGACAUCUUGUACACCCUAGCAGGCAUUAUGGGAAAUCCUAACAAUAUCCGAGGUUAUGACAAAGUGGCAGCUGAAACAGUGUACAGACGAUCGUUAGAAAUCAGAGAGACAUGUCUCGGCACGAGUCACUUAACUGUCUCUGACAUCCUGGUGGAAUUAGCGAAAUUGGUGCAGGAAGAAUCAAGUCAAGGCGCUAAGGAUGAAGCGGUCAAAUUAUUACAAAGAGCUCUGGACAUCAAGACUACCCAUCUAGGCGGAGACCACAUAGACACUCGAGCUGUGCGUUCCUACCUGAGCAAGCUGGAGGUCACGCUGAAGAUGGGGCGCUACGAGUUUGGUCCGGCUAAACCUACUGAUGUAAGGUCAACUGAACGUCCAUACAGCAACAUGUCAUGGCGGGAAAAAGACAUGAUCAAUCUUGAGCGACGGGCCAAGUCCCGGUCAUCCAGUCGAGGAGGUAGCUCAGUUUAUUCAAACUCGCGUCCAAACAGUGGUAAGAAUGACAUAUCAUACAGUCAACUCAGUCGACACAGUAGUCUCAGUUUCUUAAGUGCAUCUGAGAAACUCAUGCUGGAGUCGGAACGUCCUCGACUUUUACACAGGGGAACACUAGACAGGCGUCUAAGAACAUCCUCACCGAAAGGUACUCACUCUUCACCCGAGGAAAAUUCUAUUUCUAGGAAAGUGGAAAUCAAUCUCAACCCAACACAGGAAGAAGCUGAGGAUUCUGAGAAGGUUGGUGAGACACGUGUUGCAGAUCCGCAGAUUGAUAGUUUUGCUGAUGAUAUCGGUGGUAUGGAUCGAGCAAUGCUUGCCAGGUCUGUAGGCAAACAGGUGACCACCUUCGAUGUCCCCGACAGUUCAGAUAUGGCUCCUAUACGUCUGUAUAAUCGUUAUGGCAGUGCAGGAAGUUCAAGGUCAAUGUCUCCGCGUCAACCUCAGAACAGCAAGACAAACGUUCGGAAUGGCAGUGCUAAAAGUGGUAGUUCCUUCAUUACAAGUGCUAGUCGAAUGUCUCGAACCACGUACAGCAGCUCGCGUAGUCGCAGUGUUAUGAGCCCACAUGCGAUCACCCCUGGUAACACGCGUUCUAUAACAUACGGCCCAAACAGCGAUGUCAGUAGCCUGCUUGGCCCUCCAACAACUCCGAGAGAUAUAAAAAAAGAUUACCAUCAUAAGUCAGCGUGGUAUCAUGUGCCGGGUCGUUAUACCACCUACACACAGGAGUAUCCCCAAAAACGAUCUCAAAAGACUGCCUCAGCUCAAGCCUAUCAAAACCGGCUCACUAACUCACCUAGUGGCGAAAGGAAGAAAAAGUUCACACCCUCCAAAACAACCAGACAUCAACAAAAUGGACGCCAGAAAAACAAAGAUAAUAUUCAAAAUGAGGCCAAUAAUUUUGGACCGACAGUGAAAGGUAUUGGACCCGUGUGUACAGAUUUUGGAGAUGACGGUUACCAUGACGAUUUGUUUACGACAGGUGGAGCUGGUUACGAACAGUAUCAGCCCCCUAGCAACAACCACGGUAUCAGUGUGACAUUCAAAGAGGCAGCUGUAGUAGUAGACUGAGGCAAAGGGAGAUAACUCAUCAAUAACUUUAAAUCGGAAGUUUUUUUACAGGUUUGAUUAGUAUGUUAUCAGAGUUUGUAUUUCGCAACCAAGAAUUGUCAGACCUGCUACAUUCCAAUGGUAAUGCAUGAUGUACACAUUUUAACUAUAUGACAGCAUGGUUACUUAUAUUUUUUAUGGCAACUUGAAGAAAUGUUUCAUGUUGUCCGAUAAACGUUUAUCUUUCUGUUACAUCAUGUUUACGUGUAGAUGAAAAUAUAGUAUUUUUAUCUAGUUAAUUAAUAUAUUAAUAUCUGUCUUGUUACAUAUUUAAUGUUAUUUCUUUAAUAGGUAUAGGAAUGUUAUGCGCAAUACAAAGUAGAUUUUCUACACCUUUAUAUUAUUUCAUUCAUUUCAAUGACAUUUUUUGGGGAACUAAAAUAUUAAGGUGUCUGUCUUUAUAUAUUGUUUGUGUUUAUGUUUGUAAAUCAUACUUGAAUGUAAAAUUAAUUUCGGGUAGAAGUUUUAAUAGCAUGUCAUUUUAAGCUUCAAUUUACCAUUGAUCCGUUCCUGUUCCAAGUAUCAGAGAGAUUACCAUUAAUUCAUUAGGACACCAUAUGAUCUCAAACUUUGGAAUGGUAUUAAUUAUAAAAUGUCAUCGUUAUUUUAGAGGUUUAUAAACAUUAAUCGAUGUUCCAUAUUUACACAUGUGACAUAUUUAAGGAUCGACAAGCUAAUUUGGUAACAUUUUGUUAUUAAUAAAUUUUAACUAAUUUAUGUUCAGAGCUAGCAUACCAGUGACCCAUGUCACAUAUGCCUCUUGCUUCCUAUUUUUUAACACCAACUUCUAUACAAUUUUCCAACAGAUCGUUUCUUUCUAGUUUCCUUUUAGUUAGAUUAUCUUUUUUUAGCUUGGAAAUUAUUGAUAGGAACAAUUUCUUGUUUUUGUGUAAACAGAUUUUUUUU